GCCGCGCCGAGCCACGGAGAUGUGCUCGACGCCCGGGCUGCCGACGCCGGGGGCCUCGCUGGUUCUGCGGGUGUCUUUCGUGGACGUGCAUCCCGAGGUGAUCCCCGUGCAGCUAUGGGGGCUGGUGGGCGAACGGAGGGACGAGUACCUGAGGCUGAGCCGGGAGAUCCAGGAAGCAGCGGCCACGCGCGGCCCGUGGGCUCUGGGCGGUGCCUCGGCCUCGCCGGGUGAGCUCUGCCUGGUGCAGGUGGGGCUCUUGUGGCACCGCGGCCGCGUAGUCAGCCGGCAGGCGCAGGAGAGCCGCAUCUUCCUGCUGGACGAGGGCCGCACCAUCACGGCCGGCGCGGGCUCGCUGGUGCCUGGGCGCAGCGAGUUCUUCCACCUGCCUUCGGAGGUGCUGGGCUGCGUGCUGGCCGGCCUGGUGCCGGCGGGCGGCGGCGGCGCGGGCGGGGGCGAGCCCCAGCACUGGCCGGCCAGCGCCAUGGACUUUCUUAGCAACCUGCAGGGCAAAGAGGUGCACGGGCGGGUCCUGGACGUGCUGCUCCUCCACCGCCUGGUCCUUCUGGAGGUGCCUUCUCUGUUCCAGCAGAUGCAGGAGCUUGGCCUGGCCCGGCAGGUACCCCACAGUCUCUUCCGCUCGCUGCUCAAGCGUUAUCUCUCAGCGGCCACUGGUGACAUGGGCUCCGGGACUCCAGUCUUCCAGCGAGUCCUGCCCAAGCAAGAGCAGCCUGGUCUGGAUUACUUCUAUCCCCAGCUGCAGCUGGGCGUGACGGAGCCCGUAGUGGUGACCCAAGUGUGCCAUCCCCACCGCAUUCACUGCCAGCUCCGGAGCUUCUCGCAGGAGAUCCACCGCCUCUCCGAGAGCAUGGCCCACAUAUACCGGGGCUCCCCGGGGAAAGGGGGUGAGAACUCCACCAGUGCCACCUGGGAAGAGAGGGAAGAGAGCCCGGACAAGCCUGGCUCUCCGUGCGCAUCAUGUGGAUUGGAUGGACAUUGGUACAGGGCUCUCCUGCUUGAGACUUUUCGGCCUCAGCGCUGUGCCCAAGUGCUUCACGUAGACUUUGGCAGGAAGGAGUUAGUGAGUUGCAGUAGCCUGCGCUACUUGCUGCCUGAAUAUUUUCGAAUGCCUGUGGUGACCUACCCUUGUGCUUUGUAUGGACUCUGGGACGGUGGCAGAGGCUGGUCUCGGUCACAGGUCGGUGACCUGAAGGCACUGAUACUGGGUCAGUCUGUGAAUGCAAAGAUUGAAUUUUACUGUUCCUUUGAGCAUGUGUAUUAUGUCACCCUGUAUGGUGAAGAUGGGACUAAUCUUAACUGUGUAUUCGGAGUACAGUCCUGUUGCUUGGCUGACCGAUUCCUUCAGAGCCAGGGAGUAGAGGAGGAGGAGGAAGGAACCAAAAACAGCUCCAUAGAAGUGGAUGAAGAGCUUUCACCCCCAACCUUAAGGUCUAUUGGGUUAAAGAUGAAUGCAUUCUAUGAUGCCCAGGUAGAGUUUGUUAAAAAUCCUUCUGAGUUUUGGAUUAGGUUGAGGAAACACAGUGGCACCUUUAGCAAGUUGAUGAGGAGAAUGUGCAGUUUCUAUUCCUCUGCUAGUAAGCUGGAUGGUGUCGUUCUGAAGCCGGAACCUGAUGACCUGUGCUGUGUCAAAUGGAAAGAAAAUGGCUAUUAUCGGGCUAUGGUCACCAGAUUAGAUGACAAGAGUGUGGAUGUAUUCUUAGUUGAUCGAGGUAAUUCAGAAAAUGUGGACUGGUAUGACGUAAGGAUGCUGCUUCCUCAGUUUAGACGGCUACCGAUAUUGGCUCUGAGGUGUACUCUGGCCGAUAUUUGGCCUUUGGCAGAAACUUGGAGCCAGGAGGCAAUUUCGUUUUUUAAAAAGACUGUGCUCCACAAAGAAUUAGUUAUCCAUGUCCUUGAUAAGCAGGAUAAUCAAUAUGUUAUUGAGAUUCUUGAUGAAUCAAGAACAGGGGAAGAAAACAUUAGUAAGGUAAUUGCUCAAGCUGGAUAUGCCAAGUAUCAGGAAUUUGAAACAAGGGAAAAUAUUUCUGGAUGUGCCCACUCCCCAGGGCAUGUUUCAAACCAUUUUACUGCAGGGAAUAACAAAAUAUCUUCUGCCAAGAAGGUAGAAGUAGAACAGGAAGCCAAGAGAGAGAAUAAAGCAUCUGUUUCAGAAGCUUUGACUGACACAACAGUUGUUGCAAAUGUUUCAGCUGGAUUAGUUAUACAGAAAAAUGAGAAAAGAGUGUCUGUUUAUCCUCCUCUUAUACAGAAUUUUUUGGAAAUUAAACCAGGCUCUUCUUGUAAAGGAGAAGUAGAAGUUGGAAGUACAGUAGAAGUCAAAGUGUCAUAUGUUGAAAAUCCUGGCUAUUUCUGGUGCCAGCUGACCAGGAACAUGCAAGGAUUUAAAACCCUAAUGUGUGAUAUUCAGGACUAUUGCAAUGAUGCCCCUACUCCUUACCAAGGAGCUACUACCCCUGCUUGUUUGGCACUACGAACAGUAAAUGGAAAAUGGGCCAGAGCUCUAAUCAGUGGGGCGCAAUCACCAGAGCAUGUCAAAGUAGUAUUUGUGGAUUAUGGAGAUGAAGAUAUGGUAUCUAUGAAGAAUAUUUAUUCAAUUAGGGAAGAGUUUCUCAAAGUUAAGGCGCAGGCUUUUAGGUGCAGUCUUUAUAAUUUAAUUCAACCAACUGGUCAAAAUCCUUUCGUUUGGGAUGAAAAGGCGAUACAGGCUUUCAGUGAAUUUGUAGAUAAUGCAUGGGAAGACAAUCUAGAAUUAAAAUGCACAAUAUUUGCUUUGGCAUCAAUACAUGAUGAAGAACUGUUUAAUGUCGUGGAUUUGCUAACGCCCUUUCAGAGCGCAUGCCAUUUUUUGGUAGAAAAGGGACUUGCGAGACCAGUUAAACUUCAGAAGCCUCUGGAGUCCUCUGUUCAGCUACAUUCUUACUACUAUUCUACUCAUGAUAUGAAAAUUGGAAGUGAAGAGUCAGUAUAUAUAACACAUGUUGAUGACCCUUGGACAUUUUAUUGCCAGUUGGGAAGAAAUGCAAAUAUAUUAGAACAGUUGUCAUGUAAUAUUACACAACUAAGUAAAGUUUUGCCAAAUUUAAAAACGUCUCCUUUGAUCCGUGGAACUUUGUGCCUUGCCAAGUAUACUGAUGGAAAUUGGUAUAGGGGGAUAAUUAUAGAAAAAGAACCAAAUAAAGUCUUCUUUGUUGAUUUUGGGAACAUUUAUGUGGUAACAAAUGAUGAUCUGCUUCCAAUACCUAGUGAUGCAUAUGAUGUCUUACUUUUGCCCAUGCAAGCUGUUAAAUGUUCAUUAUCUGAUGUUCCUGAUCGUAUACCAGAAGAAAUUACAACAUGGUUUCAGGAGACGGUUUUAGAUAAGUCAUUGAAGGCUUUGGUUGUAGCAAAAGAUCCAGAUGGGAGACUGAUUAUAGAACUAUAUGAUGACAGUAUUCAAAUUAAUGCUAACAUUAAUGAGAAACUAGGGCUACUUGGUUACAAAGGUGGGGCAAGAAAAAAAGUAAGUGAAGUACUCUCUAGAGUAGAAACUCUUGAAGUAAAAAAGGAAAAUAUAAACUUGUCACCUAAGGAGUAUUUAAGUAAAUCAGUAGAGAACAAAUUAUGCAAUAUGGAGAUCUUAGGAGAGUCAUACAAACCUAAGAUCAGUUCAGCAUGUAAAGAGCUCAAACUUUUGCAGAGUUCAACAAAGACAAACUUUGUCACUCAACAUCAGGAAUCUACGGGAAAUAAAAACAAUCAAGUGUCUUCAUUAACAACAACAAAAAAAGAAGAAAGUUUUGCUGACCCACCACCUUUGAAAGCUACAAAACUAGAACCCACUCUUUCAGAAAGGAAAACAGGAGAUUCAUGUAACAAAGAUUUGCCUCUAAAAUUUUCUGAGUUCCCUCAGAAGACUAUAAUGCCUGGCUUUAAGACAAUUGUAUAUGUUUCUCAUAUAAAUGACCUUUCAGACUUUUAUGUUCAACUAGCAGAAGAUGAAGCCGAACUUAAUCAUCUUUCAGAGAAAUUAAAUAAUGUUAGUAGAAGGCCUGAAUGUUUUGCAGGUCCACGUUUGCAAAAAGGAGAUAUAAUAUGUGCGACUUUUCCAGAAGAUAAUUUAUGGUAUCGUGCUGUGGUCAAGGAACAACAACCAAAUGACCUCCUCUCUGUACAAUUUAUAGAUUAUGGCAACGUUUCUGUGGUUCAUACUAACAAAGUAGGUAAACUUGACCUUAUUAAUGCAGUGUUACCAAGAUUGUGUAUUCACUGCUCCUUAAAGGGACUUUGGGUUCCUGAGAUUUUAAACUGUAAAGAAAUGAUGCAUUAUUUUUCCCGAAGGACAGAUGAGGCUCAAAUAAAAUGUGAAUUUGUUAAAUUUCAAGACAAAUGGGAAGUUAUUCUUGCUGAUGACCAUGGUAUCAUAGCAGAAGAUAUGAUUAGCAGAUUUGCUGUCAGUGAAAAAUCUGAAAUAGGACUUUCUACCCAAAUAAUUAAAGGUACCUUUUCAAAGUCUGUCAGCAAGACAGACAUCGACACUUCAGUAUUCCUUAACUGGUAUAAUCCAAAGAUGAAACUGAUAAGAGCUUAUGCCACCGUGAUAGAUGGGCCUGAAUAUUUUUGGUGUCAGUUUGCCGAUACUGAGCAACUUCAGUACUUAGAAGUAGAAGUACAGACUGCUGGAGAACAGGUAACAGAUUGGAGAAGUUGUCCUCGUAUUGGAGACCCUUGCAUUGUGAGAUACAGAGAAGAUGGGCAUUAUUAUAGGGCACUUAUCACCAGUAUUUGUGAAGAUUAUCUUGUAUCCGUCAGGCUUGUGGACUUCGGAAACGUUGAAGACUGUGUGGACCCAAAAGCACUCUGCAACAUUCCCUCUGAACUUCUGAUGGUUCCCAUGCAAGCCUUUCCGUGCUGCCUCUCAGGAUUUAAUAUUUCAGAGGGUGUGUGCCCUCAAGAGGGAAAUGACUAUUUUUAUGAAAUAGUAACAGAAGAUGUGUUGGAGAUAACAAUAUUAGAAAUCAAAAAGGAUGUUUGUGAUAUCCCUUUAGCAGUUGUUGACUUGAAAAGCAAAGGCAAAAGUAUUAACGAGAAAAUGAAGAAAUAUUCUAAGAUUGAUAUUAAGAACAGUGAUCUGCCCUAUGAAAAAAAUGGCCCAGAGAUAAAGGGGGCUCUUGGGUCUCCUAGUUCUGAUGUUGGACUUAAGAAACCAAGUAGUAAAACUGGACAAGAGAAAAGACUAUAUGUGGAAGCACAGACAGAUGAGCUCUCCGAAAGAAUUGAAAAAGACUUAAAUAUUAUUGAAACCAAACCAAAUAAAUUCUACAACUCUGAAAUUGAUAACAUUUUUGAAGCUUUUGAAAACCCACACAAAGAUAAAAUUGGCCCUGAGGUACUGGAAGGUAAAGUAGAGUGCCAUUUGGUUGACAAAGCGAAGUUUGAUAACAAAUACCAAAUUACAGGGUUUAAUACAUUAUUACCACAAGCUUGUGAAACAAAAGAGAUAUUAGAACUUAAUUCACUUGAGGUGGCACUUUCUCCUGAUGAAUCAAAAGAAUUCUUGGAAAUAGAAUCCAUUGAGCUACAGCAUUCUCUAGUUGGGGAUGAAGAAAAUGAAGAGCCAGUCCUCGAGUCUCCGAUGGUGUCUCUCCCCCAAAGCUGUGACACAGAAGCCACCUUACAGCCAUUUACAGUGCAACUUCCCCUCACCUGUGAAGCUGAGAAACAGCCAGAACUAGAAUUACCUACAGCCCAGGUGUGUCUAGAUGACAAAAUAAAAUCUUUGUCUUUAAGAGUUAGCCAGAAAGCCCAAGAAUCCAUGUUUGCUGAGGACACAAGAAAGUCCAGUUGUGUGGAAUGUUUUGAUGACCAGCAUAGAUUGCCAUUGCAUCUACAUGGACAGGAUUGUGAUCCCAAAAUGCAGAUUGAAAUGAAUAUAUAUAAAGAAGAAUUCACAGAAUAUAAAAACAGAGAUGCCAUUUCAUCGUUGACUUCUUUGUUCCCUGAAGAUGAAUCCAGAGAUGGAAGGAAACACAGCAAUGCUCUACCAGCUUAUGUCUCAGCUCAACAAGAGAACACCUAUACUCUGAAAGGAUUUACUGUUGGAUCCAAAUGUGUUGUGUGGUCAAGUCUAAGGAACACAUGGUCUAAAUGUGAGAUUUUGGAAAUAGCUGAAGAAGGCACAAGGGUUUUGGACCUUUCAAAUGGUAUAGAGGAGAUAGUGAACCCUGAGAAUGUCUGGAAUGGCAUACCCAAAUUGGAUAAGAGUCCAUCUGAGAAAAGGGCUCUGGAGGUGAUAUAAGUUUAACCAUGGAUCAGUGGUUAUGGCCAGUCAAUCAGAAGCUGCUCUUAAACAAGUGAUGUCUUAUCCAGACCAACAGAGUAUUUGAGCCAAUUGAGAGCAUGUAAUCACAAGAAGGUGUCAUUUAAAAAAAAAAAGCUAUGUUAUAUAUUGAAAAUAAAAUAGGUCUCGGGUUGACUGUGCAGUGUUUUUAUAGUGGUAUUGCUAGAUAUAUGGAUCUGAGAUCUUUUUCUUUGAAUGUGUUAUGUUUCUAGUCAGUUGGGAGAAUUUAUUUUGCUAACCAAUUUGCUAACAUGUUAGUCACAUUUCUAAAAAAUGAUUUUUGUUUCUUCUAAAUAUAAUGUUUAAAUUGAAAUAGAAAAUUAUAGGUUUAUGACAAGUAUAUUAUACAACAGUACUUAGAAGGAUGGCUUUGUAACUUCUUCAGAAUUUUUGUUUUGUUUCUGAAGCCUUGCCUUGUCUGUCUAGUAAAACAUUUGAUUAAUAUUUUGUUCAAAUUUGGAAGUAUUCUGAUAUGACACAAUAUUUGAAUAAAGUUUAUUCUUAAAGGUG
This is a messenger RNA of Pteropus alecto (black flying fox), 6844 nucleotides long. It is a transcript of the gene TDRD6, whose product is annotated as tudor domain containing 6. The record is from RefSeq and is a predicted model, not a curated record. NCBI's taxonomy places the organism in Eukaryota, Metazoa, Chordata, Mammalia, Chiroptera, Pteropodidae.